Messenger RNA from Sebastes umbrosus (honeycomb rockfish), 1505 nucleotides. RefSeq names its product myelin protein zero-like protein 2. Gene Ontology annotation, cellular component: membrane. Gene Ontology annotation, biological process: cell-cell adhesion. The transcript is spliced from 5 exons. Lineage: Eukaryota; Metazoa; Chordata; Actinopteri; Perciformes; Sebastidae. The record is from RefSeq and is a predicted model, not a curated record. The coding region runs from base 270 to 1037 and encodes 255 amino acids.
UUGUUACUCCGCCCGAAUAUGCUGUGGGAGGGUGCUGUGAUGAAAUGUAUUCAUGAGGUUCAGCUGCGAGUUGGGACGCGUCCUUUGGAGAGGCAGACAAGGUUGGAGGAGAGGACAACUGCUUAUAACUUGGUGUUUUUUAUCACCUCUCUGAAGGAGAUCCACUGACGUGUCAUCGGACAGGUUUCCAGUCAGUCUCUGUGAGUCGGUGGAGGAGUUUAGUUGAGUCUCUUGGUCUCUUGGUCAUCGGACAACCUGCAGUCCAUCCAAUGUGCGUAAAGGGGCUCUAUCUCCUCACCGUCCUGUCUGGACUCGCAGCUUCAGGCGUGCUGCAGGUCAGCGGGAUGCGUAUAUACACAUCUGGGGAUGUGGAGGCGGUCAAUGGGACAGAUGUUCGUCUUAAGUGCACGUUCCACAGUUCCUCCAGCAUCAACCCCAGCUCCAUCUCCAUCACCUGGAGCUUCAGACCCCUCAAACCAGGCAAAGAGGAGACGGUGUUCCACUACCAGCAGAAAGCAUAUCUUCCUCCAGAGGGCAUUUUCAGGAAGCGUAUCCAAUGGGCCGGCGACGUCAUGGGCCGUGACGCCUCCAUCAUAAUUACACAGGUCAAGUUCACCUACAACGGCAGCUACAUCUGCCAGGUCAAGAACCCGCCGGAUGUCCACGGCUCGGUCGGAGAGAUUCGACUCCGUGUCGUCACCACAGCCUCUUUCUCCGAACUUCUCCUUCUGGCGUUGGCAAUCGGGGGCGGUAUCGCCGCCGUGGUCAUCCUCCUCAUCAUCAUACUCUCCUGCAGGCGGUGCAAGAAGAAGAGUCAGAGACAGCGGGAAGGGAACGAGGAGGCUCCCUGCAAAGAGAGAAAAGACCCCACUGUGUGCCACCCAUCGAGGGCCAUCCACCUCUACCUAUCAGAGUCGUCCUUUGAGAUUGACAGUUCAGACGGCAUGAUCUCAGAAGCCAGCACCAAAGACCCGAGCUCCUCGGAGGAGGAGGGCCCGAGCUCAGACGACGACGACGGCGAUGACGACUCCGACUGAGGAUGUGGGGACAGACAGAAAGACAGAAACACUGAAGCCAGCCAGGAAGCUCUCUGGAGGGAUGCCCAGAUGGCACCUAUGGUUUACGUUCCACGGUUCUGCCGAGUGGAGACUAGAUGAAGAGAGCGCUGCUGCUGCUGUGUGGAAAACCAGCACAUUGUCCAAGAAUUGGAGGGAACAGAAAAGUUCUGUUUAAAAGUUUCCGAACGAGAACAAAGAGAUUGGAGCGAUGAAGAUCAAGGCUCUGAGAGAAGUCAAAAUCAGCUGCAACAUGCAACUGAAAAUAGUCCCAAUGAGGAAGUUGUUUUCUGCCAUGAUGAGCCAUAAAGACCAUUACAUUUUUGAGGGUGCUUAACUUUUGCAACCAUUCUCUGAUUGACUCAAAGGACCAGUGUGUAACAUUUAGGGGAUCUACUGGCAGAAAUGGAAUAUAAUAUUAAUAAGUAUGUUUUCUUUAGAGUAUAAUAA